ACACCUACACUUACACAUGGUAAAUCGCAUUCAAAACAAUGAACGACCAUUAGUUUUCAAUUCUAUAUUUUACCAAUUUGGCGACAUGUUCGUGUUGGCCGAACUGAAGGACAAUGUGCGAAUUGCGCCGGACCAGUUCCACCUAAAGUUGGUGGACGCGGUGCGGGACGAGAUCGACCGCAAGCUGGCCAAUAAGGUUCUGCUUAACGUAGGACUGUGCAUUGCCCUUAAGGACAUAGUCUCACUGAAGGACUCGAUUAUUCUGCCGGGCGACGGAGCCUCGCACACGGAGGUUCUAUUCCGGUACGUGGUCUUCCGGCCGAUGGUGGGCACUGUGAUCACAGGAAAGAUCCGGAAUUGCAGCCGGGAAGGGGUGCAUGUGACACUGGGCUUCUUCGACGACAUCCUCAUCCCACAUGCCGCCCUGCAGCAUCCCUCGCGAUUCGAUGAGGCCGAACAGGCCUGGGUCUGGGAGUAUCCACUAGAGGAUGGCGCUAAGCACGAUCUCUUCAUGGACGUGGGCGAGCCAAUCAAGUUCCGGGUGUCGCGCGAGAUCUUCGAGGAGACGUCGCCCAUUGGACCGCCCAAGGCGGAGGCCCAGUCACAACAGGGACCCAGCACUUCCUCGGCUGCCGCUUCAGCCGCAUCCCAGGAGGUCAAGACACCUUACAGGAUUAUUGGUGCCAUUAACGAAUCCGGCUUGGGCGUGCUCUCCUGGUGGGAUCAGCAGGGUAAGGACGAGGAGCAGGACGAUGAGGAGGGUGACGAUUACGACAAUGACGAGGAUGGCGAAGGCGCCUGCGAGGAAUGACCCUGACGUUUACUCAACUGUAUGAUAAGUGCCCAUAGUACUGUUGCUAAGAGAUCGAUUUAAAAAAGGAGUUCUUAGCAAACUUCGCUAAAUUUUGAUUUCAGUUUUAAGAUGAAGUAGAGUUUGCAAAAUUAAAGGAAUAUAAUUUAUACUAAAACUGAAA
Drosophila rhopaloa is the source of this 974-nucleotide messenger RNA. RefSeq names its product DNA-directed RNA polymerase III subunit RPC8 (gene Polr3H). The transcript has 3 exons. The coding region runs from base 17 to 811 and encodes 264 amino acids. NCBI's taxonomy places the organism in Eukaryota, Metazoa, Arthropoda, Insecta, Diptera, Drosophilidae. Gene Ontology annotation, cellular component: RNA polymerase III complex. Gene Ontology annotation, biological process: DNA-templated transcription; transcription initiation at RNA polymerase III promoter. The record is from RefSeq and is a predicted model, not a curated record.